This is a messenger RNA of Penicilliopsis zonata CBS 506.65, 837 nucleotides long. RefSeq lists its product as hypothetical. NCBI's taxonomy places the organism in Eukaryota, Fungi, Ascomycota, Eurotiomycetes, Eurotiales, Aspergillaceae. The transcript has 4 exons. The record is from RefSeq and is a predicted model, not a curated record. Bases 1 to 837 code for a protein of 278 amino acids.
AUGGUUGAAUUCGAGAAGCGAUUUCCCCCUUGCUCCUAUUUCCCUAAUGGCACACUCUUUAAGAGGCGCGAGGGCCAGGCAGUACAAAUCCAGGCCUACACAGUCCACCUCACAACAGUCCUAAAGGAGUACUGCAGCGAAGCCACAGAUAAUUAUAACGUUGUCUUUGAGGGCUGCAUCACUGCCGGGCCGGAUCGGACUGGGCAGGCUGUUAUUGUCAAGUUUAGCUAUGAACUCAUCCAUCAACGCUGGACAAGUGUUGGUCAGGAAUGGCUGCGAUCCAAUGCCAAGGAGCGGUUUCGUAAUGAGUGUCAAGCAAUGAUCCAGUGCGCAGACUCGGGCACUUUGCCCCGGUAUAUUGCACAUGAGGAGCAGAUACAGGGUGGGCCUCAGGAUCUAAACCCCGGUGCAUCGGUAUUUAUUAUCCUGCGUUUAAAGAUGCAGGGUGAGCAGCUCUUGCCAGAAUAUCGGCGGUUUAAACCAUUGAAACUGUCACGGAAGGAGAUGCAGUCUAUCAGAAAGCAAGUUCUUGAGGCACAUGAGUCCUGGCGUCAGCUUGGUUGGUAUGGAUGCCCGGAUAUAAGUGAUAUCUUCUAUCACCAAGAGAGCGGAAAAGUUUUUUUCCUUGGGCUGAGCUCAAUGUCCUGGGACCAAAGGAUCAUAGACAAACCUCCGAUUGACUCGGAUUCAUACGAAUUGACACUCAGCAACCUACCAGAGGAAUGGGACGAGAAUGAGUGGGACGAGGAGGAGGAUGAAGAGGUGACGAAUCAGAGAGAGAGGAAUGCACAAAUGGCAGUUGAUAUGGACCGCAGUCAGGUGGCUGGGGAAAAGUGA